Molecule: messenger RNA, 647 nt
Organism: Vespa crabro (European hornet)
Lineage: Eukaryota; Metazoa; Arthropoda; Insecta; Hymenoptera; Vespidae
Gene: RpL27A
Product: 60S ribosomal protein L27a
Exons: 6
Coding region: 84-527 (147 amino acids)
Biological process (GO): translation
Cellular component (GO): cytosolic large ribosomal subunit; ribosome
Molecular function (GO): structural constituent of ribosome
Source: RefSeq, a predicted model, not a curated record
UCUUUUUAUCCAUUGAGUAGGACUUCUAUCGUACAAACUUUAACGUUUCUCUGAGCUGCUUCUUCCUUCGCAUCAUAGACAAGAUGUCAACACAUAAGAAAAAGACGAGGAAGCUGCGUGGUCAUGUCAGUCAUGGACAUGGACGGAUAGGCAAACAUAGAAAACAUCCUGGUGGUCGUGGUAACGCUGGUGGUCUGCACCAUCAUCGUAUUAACUUUGACAAAUAUCAUCCAGGUUAUUUUGGAAAGCUUGGUAUGAGAAACUAUCAUUUACGUCGUAACACUAAAUGGUGUCCAACAUUGAAUUUAGACAAAUUGUGGACAUUAAUACCUGAACAUAGAAGAUUGCAAUAUAAGCAGACGCAAGACAAAGCACCUGUUAUCGAUUUGGUUAAAGCGGGAUAUUACAAACUCUUGGGAAAAGGUCGUCUGCCUAAACAACCUGUUAUCGUAAAGGCUAAAUUCUUCAGUAAAUUGGCAGAAGAUAAGAUCAAGGCAGUCGGUGGUGCAUGCAUUCUUUCCGCAUAAGUUAUAUGUGACUUGGUGGGUGGGUGUGGAGGGGUGGGGAGGGGAGGGCAGCGGGAAUUCUCGAUGCGCGCACUUCGACUGUGUACAUAAUGUUCUUAAUAAAAUCUAAAAGAAAUCUAA